GGCCGCUUGCUCGGGGCUCCUCGCUGCCGGAUGGCCGCUGGCUCCUUGGCAGCUGGCUUUAUGGACCAGCGCGCAGAGGAGAAUUGACGCCGACAAGACGUGCAUCUUGGAAGGGACUGGCGUCCACUGUAGGGAAGAACAGAACCUCUCAAUCAGGCGGGUGUAAAUAAGAGACCGAGGGGAGUCCCAGAGAAAAGGAAGAGGAGGGAGAGCGAAGUGUGUGCAGGGGGGAGCGGGGCAGAGCAUUUUUGGUGGAUGGUAUGAAGCCAGCCAUGGAAACUGCAGCCGAGGAAAAUACUGAACAAAGCCAAGAGAGAAAAGUGAACAGCAGAGCUGAAAUGGAAAUUGGCAGGUACCACUGGAUGUACCCAGGCUCAAAGAACCACCAGUACCAUCCCGUGCCAACCCAGGGGGACAGGGCUGGCCCCUUGAGCAGUCCAGGUUGCUUCGAAUGCUGCAUCAAGUGUCUGGGAGGAGUGCCCUAUGCCUCCCUGGUGGCCACCAUCCUCUGCUUCUCCGGGGUGGCCCUGUUCUGCGGCUGCGGGCAUGUGGCUCUCGCUGGCACCGUGGCGAUUCUUGAGCAGCACUUCUCCACCAAUGCCAGUGACCACGCCCUGCUGAGUGAAGUAAUCCAGCUGAUGCAGUAUGUCAUCUACGGAAUCGCAUCCUUCUUCUUCUUGUACGGUAUCAUUCUGUUGGCAGAAGGCUUUUACACCACAAGUGCAGUGAAGGAGCUGCACGGUGAGUUCAAAACCACCGCCUGCGGCAGAUGCAUCAGCGGCAUGUUCAUUUUCCUGACCUACGUGCUCGGAGUGGCCUGGCUUGGUGUCUUUGGUUUCUCGGCAGUGCCCGUGUUUAUGUUCUACAACAUAUGGUCAACCUGUGAAGUCAUCAAGUCUCCACAGACCAAUGGGACAGCGGGCGUGGAGCAGAUCUGCGUGGACAUCCGGCAAUACGGUAUCAUUCCCUGGAAUGCCAUCCCCGGGAAGAUUUGUGGGUCGGCCCUGGAGAGCAUCUGCAACACAAAUGAGUUCUACAUGUCCUAUCACCUGUUCAUUGUGGCCUGUGCGGGAGCUGGUGCCACCGUCAUUGCCCUGCUGAUCUACAUGAUGGCUACUACCUAUAACUAUGCGGUUUUGAAGUUUAAGAGUCGGGAAGAUUGCUGCACUAAGUUCUAAAUUGCAUAAGGCCAAUAAGGAGCUUUAGAGAGCUCUCCUCUGUAGCAUGAAGUCUCACUGACACCCUAGACUAAAGCAGAGCUAGGUUUCUGCAGUUUUGUUCCAGUAAUUUGUACAUAGCUUUAGUGAACUCAUUUUGCAUGAUAGAGUAAUAAAAAGACUUACUGUCCAUGAGUUACACAAUAAUGAGAACUGGCUACUUGCAUUUUUUUUUUUUUUAGAAGGAUCAGUUAUUUACUGACGUUGGUCAGUAGCCCUGGUGGAAAAUGGCUUUCUUGAACUUAACCUUCACGCAGUAUCUCUAAAUGCGGUAUUAAAGCUUGAGAAUGCCUGCAUCUUCCACUACCUUGGCUUUUGCUUGGUGACCAGUUUGAGCAAUGAGAAUGAAACGGGCACUGAAGGUGAAGCAGAGUGCUGUGCUCAUCUGGAUUUUGUUUUCUGUCACACUUGCUUUCUGGAACACAAGUUGCAAAUGAACUCUAAAUU
Messenger RNA from Elephantulus edwardii (Cape elephant shrew), 1664 nucleotides. RefSeq names its product glycoprotein M6B (gene GPM6B). Gene Ontology annotation, biological process: central nervous system myelination; axon development. Bases 261 to 1178 code for a protein of 305 amino acids. The record is from RefSeq and is a predicted model, not a curated record. The transcript is spliced from 8 exons. Lineage: Eukaryota; Metazoa; Chordata; Mammalia; Macroscelidea; Macroscelididae. Gene Ontology annotation, molecular function: structural constituent of myelin sheath. Gene Ontology annotation, cellular component: plasma membrane; myelin sheath.